Messenger RNA from Rubroshorea leprosula, 2369 nucleotides. The record is from the annotation of a GenBank genome assembly. Lineage: Eukaryota; Viridiplantae; Streptophyta; Magnoliopsida; Malvales; Dipterocarpaceae.
ACUUGACACACACUCACACACUAAUAAACGAAUAAACGAAUCCUUUUCUUUACUUUUAUAGUUUGAUCUCCGUCAAAUCAAACCCAAGGUUAUAAAUAAAUAAAAUAAAAGGCUUAAUUCUUUACUCGUUAAAAAAAAUAAAAACAGUAAAGCCUUUUAGAAUUAGAUGUUCCAAAUCCAAUUCAGAGUGGGAUUAGAAAAUUGAGACGGUCCCAUAUACAAGCCUUUUUGCCCCAAGGAAAGUCCAUAAACUUAUCCAAUUUUGCAGGCUAAUUGUGAACAGCCCAAACCAGUUGUAAACCUAAGUCCAAUAGAAAUCAGAUAUGUGCAACCUUGAACCAAAUCCAAACAUGGAAAGGUCACAGAAAAACCCUAUUUAUUUGGCUGCCACAAGCAACCUUAUUCUCCAAUUCUCUUACUCUCCCUUCGCCGGAAUUUGAUUGUUCCAUAAACAAGUUUAUUACUUUUCAAGAAUUUGUUGGAGGGAUUUGUGAUGGAGGAUUGUUGGGGCAGCGAUGAGGAGUACGGUGAAGACUCCCUGAAUGAGAUGGAGAUGGAGGAUGAGGAAUCCGAUCGCCGGACGGUCUCUUCCACGGUUAUUACAAAAGACUCUCUUUUGGCUGCACAGAAGGAGGAUCUUCGUAAAGUCAUGGACUUACUUUCUCUAAAAGAGCACCAUGCACGGACUUUGCUUAUACAUUACCGGUGGGAUGUGGAGAGGUUGAUUGCAGUGCUAGUUGAUAAGGGCAAAUCAAGAUUGUUUUCCGAAGUUGGAGUUAGUAUGGUCGAGUGCCGGGAAGACAACACCAGUACUUCUGUAGCACCGUCUGUGAUUUUUUGUGAGAUAUGCAUGGAGGAGUUUUCGGGUGGUGAGACAUCAAGAAUGGAGUGUGGCCAUUGUUAUUGCAAUGAUUGUUGGACGGAGCAUUUUAUUGUGAAAAUAAAUGAGGGGCAGAGUAGGCGCAUACGGUGCAUGGCAUACAAAUGUCAUGCCAUUUGUGAUGAGGCUAUAGUUAGAGAUCUUGUUCGCAAAAGACAUGAUGAACUUGCGGAGAAAUUUGAUCGAUUUCUCCUCGAAUCAUAUAUAGAGGAUAACAAGAUGGUUAAGUGGUGUCCUAGUAUACCUCAUUGUGGGAAUGCAAUCCGGGUUGAGGAUGAUGAUGAAUUUAGUCAUGAAGUACAGUGUUGUUGUGGGGUGCAGUUUUGUUUCAAUUGCUUAUCAGAAGCACACUCUCCAUGUUCAUGUUCUAUGUGGAAACUUUGGAUGAACAAGUGCCAAGAUGAAUCUGAGACAGUUAAUUGGAUUACAAUAAACACAAAGCCUUGUCCAAAGUGUGGCAAACUUGUGGAGAAAAAUGGAGGAUGCAAUCUUGUGGCGUGUGUUUGUGGACAGCCAUUUUGUUGGUUGUGCGGUGAGGCUACAGGUCGGAAUCACACUUGGGAAAAAAUUGAAGGUCACAGCUGCGGUCAUUACGAAGAAGAGCAUAUGAGAAAAAUAGAACUAGCAAAUCAGGAUCUCCAUCGCUAUAUGCACUAUUAUAACCGUUACAAAGCUCACAAAGAAUCAUUUGUCCAUGAAAGUGGUAAGCUGAGGGAGAGCAUCCUAGAGAAAGUAUCGAAUUCGGAAGCAAGGGAAUGGAGUCUAAGAGAUUUCAGCUGGGUAACAGAUGGCCUUUACAGGCUAUUGAGAUCAAGGCAGGCUCUUUCGUAUUCAUACCCGUUUGCUUAUUACAUGUUUGGGAAGGAGCUAUUCCAGCGUGAGAUGACAAUGGAGGUAAGGAAGAUGAGGCAGAAUCUUUUUGAAGACCAGCAACAGCAGCUUGAGUCUAAUGUUGAGAAACUCUCCAAGAUUUUAGAAGUGCCAUUUGAUGAAUAUGCAGAUGAAGAAGUUUUAAAGGUACGGAUGGAAGUUAUGGACCAGAAUGCAAUUGUUGAUAGACUCUGUAAGAAGAUGUACGAAUGCAUAGAGAAUGAUUUACUAGGUUCUAUCAAUGUCAGCCAUAUCCACAAUAUAGCUCCUUACAAGUCUAAGGGCAUUGAGAAAGCAUCACAACUUUCUGCUGAUGAUGGUAGUACUGGUUGCUACAAUAGAUCGACCGUUAUAAUUAGGUAUAUAUAGAUCUAACUGAAGAUGUUCCUGCCUUAUGCUUUUCCUUCUACACCUAGUGUACUAUCUAUUAAUUUCUCAGAACAUUCACAUAUUGUACAUGGCCUUUUGUUGCUUUUUUAUGAGGGGUAAUGUUAAAUUUACAAAACUUUCUCACAAAAUCUAUAUAUCAUUCUAUGCUUAUUACUUUGCUUGUUAUACUUAUUAACAAUGAUAUUAUAUAAUCGAUGUGAAAUUUUGGGUAUAAAGGGUGCUCAUUUCG